This is a messenger RNA of Cylicocyclus nassatus, 1109 nucleotides long. NCBI's taxonomy places the organism in Eukaryota, Metazoa, Nematoda, Chromadorea, Rhabditida, Strongylidae. The record is from the annotation of a GenBank genome assembly.
AGAUAUGGGUAGACUACUAUUAGUAGUUGUAUCGUUGGUUGUAGUCUGGCAGAACUCAAAUUCAUCACCUAUUUGCAAAUCUUGCACGAAAAACUGCUAUCACAACGACACCGUCAGCUCUGGAAAUUGGACCGAAACGAACCUUAUAGACGACAUAGAGACGUUGCACAGACGAAAGAGAGAAGCGGAUGUGGAGUUCCGUGCGUGCACACGCUUCCAGAUUGAGAUAUUGCUCAUUCCAAUGUCGAUUGCAAUGAUCCCCAUCAUUCUAUGCUCACUGAUUUUAUGCACCUGCUGCUGCGGACCGAAAGACUCUAGAGGAAAGCUACCGGACGAUUUUCUCUCUUCUUUCAAAAUGUCAAAGAAGCGGAGCCAAAUGAACUCGGAAGACAUGGAACUGGAAUUUCGCGACGGCUACGUGCAGCGGAAAGACUCGGCGAAGACCAAAUUUUCAACAGUCGUAUCGUACAUCGAAGCGAGAAGAGAAAGCCUCUGGUCGCUACGAACCGAGAGCGAACCAUCGACGUCGGCUGCGGUGAAGGAAGAGAAGGCGCAGGAGAAACCAGCAGCAGAGGAGAAACAGCCGGAGCCGCCGGCGCCGAAAAAGUCCGAGCAGCUGCAGAAGACGCCGUCGGUGGAGUCGAUGAAGCGCACCAGAUUCAGCGACACGGUUUCGGUGAUAAGCGUCGAUUCGCUGAGCCGACGAUGAACGCUGGGGAACGGGAGCGAAGCUUCCGUCAAACGAGUUCGCUGAAAGCAUACUUUCACACAAAUUAACACUGAAUAACGAAUCCGCAGCGGGAAUUCGCAGCAAUCGCAGACGGGCUGCGCUUUACGAUCGCUGCGAACUCUACGGACCGUAGGCACUCACACACGAUAGAGAGACUGCUGUGACAAACCGACCGUCUAUAUUAGAUGGAUGUCAUGGUGCAUUGCUGUAGUAACCGCGCUACAAGCGUCCUUCACUUCGAGGGUACACAGAGGGUAGAUGCCAUCGUCGCCGACAUGCGCGCAGCGGCGCUCUGCGAGCCCCGCUGCGCUCAGCUUUGGUACUGUUUGUAAAUAUGUUUCAUGUUCCCAUCACAGCCAUCGCCAAACGUGUUACUUUU